CACAGCUCGAAAUCGAAAAUAUCUUCCUCUUCCUGGUAUUCGUCUGCCGGAUAGGGUAACUGUGAUUGGUGGAGAAAGUAUUGCUGCCCUCCAAUCACAACAGGGGAAGGAUGGUGUAUCACCGCAGAUUCAUCCACGGUUUGAUUCGUGGCCGCUUCCUUGGCCGACGGUUGGCCUUCGGGUUGUGCCUGAGGAUAUCGCAGGAGAUUCUUGCGCCUGUGGUCAAUGAUGCGGUUGUACAUCCGCCAGGUGGCGUAGUCAUAGAGCUCUGCAUCGCAGCCCACCUUUUCCGAGGCAUUGGCCUGGCCUUCCGAUCGAUUGUAUCCUACUGGCUGUGAUCGAUUGAUGGCAAUGGCCCGUGAUCGUUGGCGGGGGAGGCAUUCGCCGACUUUCGAAAACAUGGUGCUUGUGUUGGUGUUCGAGUUGCGGGUAGGAGAUGUUUUUCGUGUCUUGUUCUUCUUGCUGUGAGUCGUUGUAAUGAAGUCGUUCUGUUUGCUGUGCGUAUUCGAGAUAUUGGAGCUGUCUUUGUCUGCGUCACUUUUGGUUUUAUGAGAUUCUCGUCUCCUUGUUCUUACUUUCUUGUUACAAUCUGUAAUGCCGUAUGUUAUUGUAAUUGAGUUCGAGCUCGAAGUGGGCCGAUCGUGGCACUGAUUCCUUUCUCGAUCGAGGGGGCCGAAAUUGUGAGGAAUUAGAUUCACCAUCAGUUCUUGAUUCUUGUGAAUUCCUUUUUCCCGGUCCGUGGAACUGUAGGUUCCUGCCGUAGGGUUUCCAUCACGACACGCGUUGAAGUAGUGUCCAGGAGAUUCGUCGAGAUCCAAUCCCGCAUCACGAACCCGCGGCGUACGUACCUGGCAACCGAUAUACGUACGAGCAGUACUAUUAACCGCGUACUCGUCUACUAAUCCAACCAGAGAAUUAAGUGCACGUGAGUUUCGCUUUUCAAUCGUGAGUGGAGUCUGUCUGUCGCCCGUCGAUCCGGCGAUGGGGGGAAGCAACGGUAAACUAUUUUUGUUGAGGUUGUUUUCCGUUGCCGUCGUUGUUCUCGAUGACGACGAGGCCUCGCGGUAAACCAGCGACGAUUGCGGGGUGAUUCUGUGCGGUUCAUGCUGGGCAUCCAUACCAACAAUGUUGGUAAACGAGCUUGAGUUUUCAGCUGCUGUGAACGAGACGGCUGCUUCGGUGAUAGCGUCCGCCUUCGAGAUUUCGUCGUCGGAGACUUCCAUUCGGAAUUGUUCGAGGGAACGCUCCGAGUAGGGGAACGCGCUGGCGUUCAGUUCGUUGAAUUCGGCCGCGCUGAAGUUCAUGGUGGACGUUUUGUGAAAACAAAUGCGAUUGACUAUAGUAUGACGUGAUCUAUUCGAUGUAUCGUUUGUGAACUCGGAAAUUACUCUCUUUCUUUUCGGCAACUGGUCGUCUAUCGGUUGUCUCUUCGUUACCAGGCCUUUGUCUUUCUUUUCGAUUGCUGCUAGGAAGCACGUUCCUUCUGAUUGACUGUAUUGUUCUGUAGAUCGUUUGAUGGAUGUCCCGAGUGGCUAGGGAGAGCCGUUGACAGGGCUGUGUGUAGCACGAGGCGAGGCCUUAAUAGGCGUUUAUUUCGGUUUUUUUUUUUCGUGUCCGUCGUGUGGUGUGUCUCGCUUAUUUGUUAAUGAGCGGCAUCAAAAUCAACUGUAACAGGAUUUCCACGAAAGGGUUCUAUUCUUUUAAAGAAAAAAGAUGACAAGUUCGUGCGUGUCUCUGUUGUCGCCCGAUAGGCAUGCUCACUCCCACGGCAAUUUUUUUUGGUUCUUCCAUGUUCGUUAGCAGAACUUGAUCACGAAGAAUAUCAACUUCAGAAUAACGAACAUCAAAGGCAAUUGGGAAUUCUAUACACGUCACGAACCUGAGUUGUACCAACGACCAAUCAGAAUUCUAAUGCUUUCCUUGCCCCGUGCACACUUUCCUAGAUUUCUUAAGGAAUCCCUCUGAUUGGUCUGGCGAACCCGGGAAUCCGUGUUGCUAAGGGCAGCAGAUGGGUUGUGUAUUGUGUGGACGCGGGGAGCUCCGAGAAAAAAAUAAUUCGAAAAUUGUGUGGUCUCGGAUGACUCAAGAAACUGAGGCCAUAUGAUUGGCUUAAACAUUUAGGAAAACAGUUUGCAUCUGCAGGCUCUUUAGUCUUCGAAGAGCCUUCUAGACCAAAUACGGACGUGCUCGUAGACAACAAUACUAGAAUCUACGUCGUCGAACGCUAUCGGUGCAGGUCCCCGAAUUGGAAAGGAAGAAUGAAAAAAAAGUUUGGGGAUUAUUUCGGCACGGAUUUGAUGCAAGUACAGCUACGGCUACAGGGAAUGGCGACUCAGGAGCGUGGCUGACUGUGAUCAUCUUUGUUCUCUGGUUGUGGUUAAAACUACGUGUGAGUGUGCCCCACGUACGACACGGUACUCGUACCGUUUUUAAUAAAGAAUUCUUGACAGUGAAUUGCAGGGAUUUAUUUCGCUUGUUGUGAUGCCGUAGAGUCUACUCUACCUUGACAUCUUUUCCAUCACUACUGUAAUGCCCAUCAAGAAGUACGAAAUUCCUUUUGGAAAAUGAGAACAAAUCGAAUCGAUUCCUCUUUCCAAAUUUGGAGAAGCAUGCUUGUCGCAUCACGCUUUUUUUACACCGAUGAUGUGACAAAAGAAAAAAGCUCGUGUCAGCAUUGGGUGGUGUGCAGUGGGCGGUGUGCUACAAUAGAACAGUAGAACGGUAAUGCAGACCUAAUCUAGAACACGACGCCGAGGAAAACAUCAAAGGUGACCACUUCGGUUCUAGGCGAAGGAACUGCGCUGAGCCAUGCCGCUAAGGCAGGAAAUUUCACCACAAUGCUUCAGCGGAAGAGAGUACGAACGGAUGAACCGUGCCGUAAAGCCAGCCCUCAGUUGUUCUGGUAGGGCUUCUUUCCCCAGAAGCAGAAUAAGAACUGCAAAAACUGGAUUAUCCAUGUUAGUAGUCAAGUAGAAAAUACGAGAAUGGUACCUAAAUACUAGGAUCCUAACAGUAGUAAUACAACCGUUUCUCCAAG
Pseudo-nitzschia multistriata is the source of this 3037-nucleotide messenger RNA. The record is from the annotation of a GenBank genome assembly. NCBI's taxonomy places the organism in Eukaryota, Bacillariophyta, Bacillariophyceae, Bacillariales, Bacillariaceae.